UAUUGUGAAAACAGGAGAACCAAAGCAGGGAAUGGAAUGAUAGGGAGACCUCAUCAUAAGGGUACAACCUUAGGAUUCUUUCUGGCAAUCCUUCUGGUUGCUGCAAUCACAGUCCAAUGGAUGGAUAUGUCUAUUCUAUCAGGUUCAUUGCAAAAAAAGUCUAACACAAUAUUCCCUAAGAUAUCUUGUUCAACCGAAUGCCCACGGAGAGUCGGUUAUGUGCACAAGAAUGAACAUACAUCACAAACUGAGGAAUGCCCAGAUUACUUCCGGUGGAUCCAUGAAGACCUGAAGCCAUGGAAAGCUACAGGAAUCACAAGGGAGAUGGUUGAAAGAGCUAGAGAAGUAGCACACAUUAGAGUGAUUGUAGUGAAAGGUGUAUUGUAUGUGGAGAAGUAUAAACAGGCUUUCCAAACAAGGGACAUGGUCACACUAUGGGGGAUUUUGCAGCUUCUCGCAUUGUACCCGGGUAGAAUCCCGGAUUUGGAUAUGAUGUUUGAGUGUGGUGACAAGCCCGUUAUACAUAAACGGGCCCACGACACAACCAAACAGGGUUUUGCUCCUCCACCGGUGUUUCACUACUGUAGUGAUGAAUGGAGCUAUGACAUUGUGUUUCCUGACUGGUCCUUCUGGGGUUGGCCGGAGCUCAAAAUAAAGCCUUGGGAAAUCUUGAAGAAAGAGUUGCAAGAAAGCAAUGAUGCGAUGAAGUGGGAGGACAGAGAGCCCUACGCAUAUUGGAAGGGAAAUACGAAACUGGGCAUUGCAAGGCCAGAUCUUGUCAAAUGCAAUGUUUCUGCUAAGCAAGACUGGAAUGCCCGGAUCUAUGACGUGGUAACUAAUGAAAUAGUACUCUAAAGUUAUUGAACUGCAUAAGAAGAAGAAAAAAAUGUUUUGUGCAAUU
This is a messenger RNA of Cuscuta campestris, 901 nucleotides long. The record is from the annotation of a GenBank genome assembly. Lineage: Eukaryota; Viridiplantae; Streptophyta; Magnoliopsida; Solanales; Convolvulaceae.